Molecule: messenger RNA, 1515 nt
Organism: Closterium sp. Yama58-4
Lineage: Eukaryota; Viridiplantae; Streptophyta; Zygnematophyceae; Desmidiales; Closteriaceae
Source: the annotation of a GenBank genome assembly
AUGGUCGCUCCUUCGUCAGUCCUCAGUCUGAAAAUGAUUCGCAACGCGACAUGGGCCAGACAGAAGCAGGACGAACCGUCGCCAACCCCGUCUGCUCGCCCAGAACGCAUGCUGGACAUGUACGGGUUCGCGGUGCAGCCACAGUACGUGGACGUCUACAAGGCCUACGUUCCCGUCUACCAUGACGAGGAGACAGAGCGGUCGGAGCGGUGGGACUCGUUCCUGGGCGCGCGCGACCUGCCCUUCCUUCCGCCCUCCCCAGCGCCGACCCCCGCGCCUGCUGCAGAAGCGCCCUCUGGCGAAGGCGCAGAAGAAGGGGGAGGGGAGGGGAGGUUCCGCGCAGGGUUUAGGGAGGAGCUGUGGGCUGUUGAGCGCGUUCUGAGGGGCGCUGCUGAUGCAGGCGCGGGGAACACAGGGAGUUCGGGGGAUGGGGGAAGGAGUGAAAGGGAUUUUGGAGGAGAGAGAGGAAGAGAGCAAGUAGGAGAGGGCAGCGGGGAGGGCAGCAGAGCGGGCAGUGGAGAGACGGGGGGAGAGGAGCGAGGAGGAGGAGGGGGAGAGGGAGGAGGAGGGGGAGGAGGCGAGGGAGGAGAAAGUGGAGGAGGCAAGGGAGUGGGUGGGAGUGUGGUGACGGAGGAGGCCUGGAGAGCGGAGCUGACGUCCCUGGUGAUGGGGGGCAUACCCAUGAACAUGCGCGGCGAGGUGUGGCAGAUCUUCGUGGGGAGUGCAGCGAGGAGGCAGGAGGGCGUGUAUGAGGCGCUGCUGAGGGAUGCGGGCAGGGAGGAGGAGCACGGGCCCAACAGCAGCCUGGCGGAGAUCACAGCGCGGAUCCAUGAGAGGGACGCUGAAGUGGCUUGCACCGUGCAGAUUGAAAAGGACCUGCCUCGCACCUUCCCCGGGCACCCCGCCCUGGACGCCAAGGGGAGGGACGCGCUGAGGCGGCUGCUGGUGGCGUACUCACGGCGCAACCGCGCGCUGGGGUACUGCCAGGGCAUGAACUUCCUCGCUGGGCUGCUACUGCUGCUCAUGCCUGAGGAAAACGCCUUCUGGACACUGACAGCAAUAGUGGACGAGCUGUUCAAAGGGUACUACUCUGACGAGAUGGUUGAAGCUCAGGUGGACCAGCUUGUGUUUGAGGACCUUGUGCGCCAGAACUUCCCCAGACUGGCGGAGCACAUGGACGCAAUGGGGGUGCAGAUCUCAUGGAUCACGGGGCCAUGGUUCCUCUCUGUCUUUGUCAACGUGCUGCCCUGGGAGAGCGUGCUGCGAGUGUGGGACGUCAUCCUCUACGAGCGCAAUCGCAGCAUGCUCUUCCGCACAUGCCUUGCCCUCCUCGACAUGCAUUGUACGUGCUCCGCUUCCGUCUUCUCCGCUCCCCUCUUCUCCGCUCCCCUCUUCUCCGCUCCCCUCUUCUCCGCUUCCCUCUUCUCCGCUCCCCUCUUCUCCGCUCCCCUCUUCUCCGCUCCCCUCUUCUCCGCUUCCCUCUGCUCUGCUCUGCUCUGCUCUGCUCUGCUGUAA